CAUCAUUAUGCUGCUGCCUUUGCCUCUCUGCUGUUGCUGUUGCUGUUUGUGUAGUGCGUCUUCAGGCAAGACUGCUUCUGUCUAUCCCCGACUCGUUCAGUUCUCAGUCUCGCUGGGUGAAAAGUAGUAGUUAGAAUUCACCGCACGGAGAACAGCUGAGCUGUUCUUCUUUUUUUGUUAACUGCGCAAGCAAAACAAUAAUAGUGAAACCUAAGCAGACAACUUGGUAGCAUUAAAAGUAGCACACCGAAAGCUCUCACACGAUAGCUGAAGGGAGAAAAGAAGCAAAAACUUUCAAAGGUGUCAGCGAAAAGUGUUGUGGUUGUGACUCUAGUUUUGCGAAACUUAUUUUCGAGUCACCAUCGCUGUUGCUGCUGUCUAAUCCAGUCGAUGUUGUCGCACAAAGUGGUUGCUCGCGGGCCCAGACACUCUGGACUGGAUUUUAUCUAGUGACUGCAGCUAUUUGAUUUGGAGAGGACGUGUCGCAAUUCGCUGAUUUAGUGUGAGGAGUGGAAAAAUUUGUUGAUUUGGUGCUAGUGAAGGAAGAGUUUCAUUGAAAACAAGAACAAAUUGCGUGUUUUGAUGUAAUUCAUUGAGUGAAGUUUUGUUUAUGGUAGCUAGUAAAACCCUUCGGUAAUAAUCAUAACAAAUACAAGACACGCAAGUCUGUCGAGUGUGUGAAAGUUUGCCAAGUGAGUCAUUUUUUCGAGCCGGAGAAGAAGAAAAGUGCGCCGUCAAGUGAAGAGGCGUCGUGGAAAUCGAUAAUUUUCUCGCCGAAACUUUGUGUCACCAACAGCACCACCCUUCUCCAUUGCCACCCGUUUAGGACUUACUACAGGGCAACGGAGCUGGCUGGCGACAUGAACGUCUACAAUUCCGGCAAAGUGUUUGCCUUCGAUGUGGACAUGGAGAACGACGUCGAUCUGCUGCCCGAGAUGAAGGCUGCUCAAGGCAACGAGUCGCCUGGAAUCCACAAUGCCACCGGAGGCGGCGGAGGAGGAGGUGGUGGAGGCGUUGCAGCCGCACUCAGUCUGUCCCAGGAGAAUCUGGCCGGAGGGCUUCCGAAUGAAAUCUCCGCUCCCUAUGAGGUUCCCCAGUUUCCGAUUGAGCAGAUUGAGAACAAGCUGCAGUUGCAGCGGCAGUUGAAUGCUAAGGUCAUGGAACAGGACCGACAUUCGAUCGCCGCCGAGAUUAACCCGGACGAAUUGAUUCCGUUUGAUGAUCAUGAUUUUGUGUCGCAUUUUCAGCGAGUUUCCAUUUCCGGUGAGGACACCAGCGGUGUUCCGCUCGAUGAUCUCGAGCGCGCUUCGACGCUGCUCAUUAAGGCACUGGAACUACGUAACAAGUACAUGUGGAACUCGCAUCAGUCUUUUCCUCAAACGACGGCACGCUUCCUGAAGACCUCCCAUCCGGAAAAGCAUGCCCACCAGGGCAAGAAAUCCAUCGCCGAUCAUCCAGUGAAUCCGCCGCAGAGCACCCAAUCACCGUGGUUGAUAGAGUUCCCAAAGGACUGCAACUACACAAUCCGAUCGAACAAUGGCGUCUUCGAGGUGUUUCGGGAUGCUGAGGAGGACACGGAACCGUUUCCGUUCGAGUACACCAAGCUGCCGGAUUUCGUGCAGGAUAUGCAGAUGAUGUGCUCGAUGAUUGCGGACGGUCCGUUGAAGUCGUUCUGCUACCGACGGCUCAGUUACCUGUACUCCAAGUUUCAGCUGCACGUACUGCUGAAUGAACUACGCGAGCUGGCCUCCCAGAAGGCCAUACCGCAUCGGGACUUCUACAACAUCCGAAAGGUCGAUACGCACAUUCACGCUGCCAGUUGCAUGAAUCAGAAGCAUCUGUUGCGUUUUAUUAAGAAAACGUUGAAGAACAGUGCUGACGAGGUGGUGACCGUGACCAAGGGCGAACAAAUGACCCUGGCGCAGGUCUUUCAAUCGAUGAAUCUAACCACGUACGAUCUGACGGUGGAUAUGCUGGAUGUGCAUGCCGACCGGAACACGUUCCAUCGGUUCGAUAAGUUCAACGCCAAGUACAAUCCCAUUGGAGAGUCUCGACUGCGGGAGGUCUUCCUGAAGACGGACAACUAUUUGAACGGGAAGUAUUUCGCUAACAUAAUCAAGGAAGUCGCAAGUGACUUCGAGGAGAGUAAAUAUCAGAACGCAGAGCUGAGGCUGUCGAUUUACGGUAAAUCGCCGGACGAGUGGCACAAGCUAGCCAAGUGGGCCAUCCAAGGGGACGUUUAUUCCGAUAACAUUCGCUGGUUGAUUCAGAUUCCUAGACUUUAUGAUAUCUUCAAGACCAACAAGCUAAUGUCAUCGUUUCAGCAGAUCCUGGACAACGUGUUCAAGCCACUGUUCGACGCGACCAACAAUCCUAACCAACAUCCGGAGCUGCACAAGUUCCUGCAGUACGUGAUCGGGUUCGACUCGGUUGAUGACGAAUCCAAGCCGGAGAAUCCACUAUUUGAUGGUGAUGUCACGACUCCUGACCAGUGGACGGAGGACGAGAAUCCGCCCUAUGCGUACUAUAUUUACUACAUGUACGCUAAUAUGACCGUGCUUAAUCACUUCCGCACGGAGCGGGGCAUGAACACUUUCGUACUGAGACCUCAUUGCGGCGAAGCCGGUCCUGUGCAGCAUUUAGUGUGCGGCUAUCUGAUGGCGGAGAACAUCUCCCACGGAUUGCUACUGCGAAAAGUUCCAGUCCUUCAGUAUCUUUACUAUCUCGCACAAAUCGGCAUUGCCAUGUCGCCGCUAUCCAACAACUCCCUCUUUUUAAACUAUGACCGAAAUCCAUUCCCGGAGUACCUAGCGAGAGGAUUAGUAGUUUCUUUAUCUACAGAUGACCCCCUCCAGUUCCACUACACCAAAGAACCCCUGAUGGAGGAGUACAGCAUUGCGGCCCAGGUGUGGAAGCUAAGCUCGUGCGACAUGAGCGAACUGGCCCGCAACAGUGUACUGAUGAGUGGCUUCUCGCACAAGAUGAAACAGCAUUGGCUGGGACCAAAUUACACCCGCGAGGGUGUCGCCGGGAACGACAUCAGCCGUACCAAUGUGCCGGACAUUCGGGUUGCCUUCCGCCACGAGUCACUGCUGGACGAGUUGGCGAACAUUUUCAAGGUGCACAGCGAGCGCGCGCUCGGGCUGCUGGAAUGAGUUCACCCCUGACAGGGUGGGGAUAAACCACCACCGGGGUUCUCCCCUGGUGGGCUGAGAAUCUAUUAACACAGAAAACAGAGCGAAGUGGGGACAAUGAAUUUGGUAAUUUCAUGAAAUUAUUUAUUACCUUAGGAUGAAUUUAUAUCAUUUGUUAUAAGCUAUUAAGUGUACGCAAAAAAAUGUCGUAUCGAAGUAAGUCUCUCAGUAUAACCGACCAAUGUUUCGAUUGAAAUUGUGUAAUCGUUAACAAUACAAAAAUUUAAAACAAGUUUUGCAAUUCUUUGCGAGCUCGCUAAAGCGAAUUAUAUCCAGUUUCAUGUUGUAGCCGUUUCAGUAGCGGAUCAUACUGUGUUACGUCAUUCAUUGGAAUCAAUAUAUCUGAAUUGAAAACGUU
Wyeomyia smithii (pitcher-plant mosquito) is the source of this 3552-nucleotide messenger RNA. Its product is annotated as AMP deaminase 2. The coding region runs from base 861 to 3155 and encodes 764 amino acids. Gene Ontology annotation, molecular function: AMP deaminase activity. Gene Ontology annotation, biological process: IMP salvage; AMP metabolic process. The transcript has 7 exons. The record is from RefSeq and is a predicted model, not a curated record. Gene Ontology annotation, cellular component: cytosol. Lineage: Eukaryota; Metazoa; Arthropoda; Insecta; Diptera; Culicidae.